Molecule: messenger RNA, 3289 nt
Organism: Topomyia yanbarensis
Lineage: Eukaryota; Metazoa; Arthropoda; Insecta; Diptera; Culicidae
Product: delta-1-pyrroline-5-carboxylate dehydrogenase, mitochondrial-like
Exons: 7
Coding region: 368-2080 (570 amino acids)
Cellular component (GO): mitochondrial matrix
Molecular function (GO): L-glutamate gamma-semialdehyde dehydrogenase (NAD+) activity
Source: RefSeq, a predicted model, not a curated record
AAAAUAAUAGAAAGAAAUUGCAUCCACAUAGGUAAAAGUCUGUCGGUCGCUCGACUGGUUGGUUCUAGUUGGUCAAGCUUACGUAAUUUCAGCGAUAGAUUCAAUACAAUUUGAAUCUUUAAAUAUAACAUCGACUGGAGAUCAAAGUGCCGGGCUAGGUUUUACGAGCAAGGAAGUGCAUUCGUUCGGGGAAUGAGCGUCGCGAACGGUAGCGUGAUUGUUCAGUGCUGUUAAUUUAGACGAAUCAUUUCCUGUCUGUGCCGUGCAAGAAUUGCCCUUUAGCGCUAUCGAUUUUGGUGCUACACUAGCGGUCACGUAAUCGGAGAAACAUCGGAAACAAUCCAGAAGGACCUAACAACCUAGCGAAAUGUUUGCAGUUUGCAAAAGCGGUGGAGCGCUGAUCACCAGUGUCCAAAGGUAUGGUGUGCGCUGUAUCGGCUCGAUCGUUCCUGAAAACAAACUGUCGGAGUUCCCACUCAUCAAUGAGCCGGUACUGAGCUACAAGAAAGGUUCAAAGGAGCGCAAAGAACUCGAAGCAGCAUUGAAAAAGACCGCUGACAAAACGGAGGAUGUUCCGAUUAUCAUUGGUAGCGAGGAGUUCCGAACGAAUUCCGUCCAGCACCAGGUGAUGCCGCAUAAUCACAGCAAAAAGAUAGCGAAGUUUUACUGGGCUGAUAAGAAGCUGGUGGAGAAGGCCAUUAAAACCGCAACGGAAACGCAGGUCAAAUGGGAUCGAACACCAGUAGCCGAGCGUAUCAAAAUCUGGCAGAAGGCGGCCGAUCUUAUGGCUGGCCCAUACCGACAGGAACUGAAUGCCGCAACCAUGCUCGGACAGGCGAAGACUGUGAUCCAAGCGGAAAUCGAUUCCGCUGCAGAACUGAUAGAUUUUAUUAGAAUGAAUACAUUCUAUUUGAAAGAAGCCUCGAAGUACCACCCCAUUAGCGAAAAUAUGAAAGUGACGAAAAACUCCAUGCGAUUCCGGGGUAUUGACGGAUUUAUAGCAGCCGUCAGUCCGUUCAACUUUACUGCGAUCGGUGGCAACCUUGCAUACACACCGGCUUUGAUGGGAAAUGGAGUUUUGUGGAAACCAUCGGAUACCGCACUGCUGUCUAACUACAUCAUCUUUAAAAUUAUGCGUGAAGCCGGCGUCCCCCCAGGUGUCGUCAACUUCAUUCCAACCGAUGGUCCAGUAUUUGGUGAUACGAUUACCGCAUCGCCGCACCUUGCCGGUAUCAACUUUACUGGCUCAGUACCCACCUUCAAUCGAUUGUGGCGUCAAGUAGGGGAAAACAUUAACAACUACAUCAAUUUCCCACGACUGAUUGGCGAGUGCGGUGGCAAGAAUUACCACUUCAUCCAUCCAUCGGCCGACGUCGAGUCGGUUGUGAAUGGAACGAUCCGCUCGUCGUUUGAAUUUUGUGGUCAGAAAUGCUCCGCUUGCUCCCGAAUGUACGCCCCGGAGUCGCUGUGGCCUAAAAUUAAGGAGGGACUCGUUAAGGUUCGUGAUACCUUAAAGAUUGGUGAUGUUACCGAUUUCAGCAGCUUCACAUCGGCUGUUAUUGACGAUAAGGCAUUUAAGCGGAUCAAAUCGUAUAUUGAUCACGCAAAGAGCUCGAAAAACUUGGAAAUUAUAGCCGGUGGCAAAUGUGAUGAUAGCAAGGGCUACUUUAUCGAGCCGACGAUUGUCCAAUCGAGCGACCCGCUCGAUAAGAUCAUGGUUGAAGAAAUUUUCGGCCCGGUGCUGAGUGUAUAUGUGUACAAAGACAAAGAUCUAGAUCAGGCGAUGAAGCUGGUUGGAGGCUCCACGAAGUUUGCCCUGACUGGAGCAGUUUUCUCGAAGGAUGAGGCGUUCCUGAAACGUGCUAUGGAAGAGUUCAAAAUGACUGCUGGUAAUUUCUAUGUAAAUGAUAAAUCUACCGGUUCGGUUGUAGGUCAGCAACCGUUCGGAGGCGGCCGAAUGUCUGGAACCAAUGACAAGGCCGGCGGUCCGCACUACGUACUGCGAUGGUCAACACCACAGUCCAUCAAGGAAACCUUUGUCCCACUGAACGAAGUCGACUACCAGUACAUGCGCGAAUAAGCAGUACCGGUACUACCAGUUGUGAACUUUUGUGAUUAAUUCAUCGGCGUAAUACGCCAAUCAAGCGUUUCCUACUUUAUGGCUUUACCUGAUUCAACAUUAUUAGUUUAUUUCAAAAAGGCUUGCCGUUUGAUCCAUAUGUUUCAAUUGAAGACCCAUUCAAAGAAUUUGUCGAAUCUUUUUUCGCUUCCCGUCUCGAAGCAUCGCGUUCUGUAGCUUUACUCCGUACUAAUCUCGUCACCUUUCACAAGCAAAAAUCGUAUCACCUUUACCCGUUGUGGUAGAAAUUGCACCAAAUCAAUAUUAAUUCAGGAGGCCAACCAAAUGCUACUUUACAGUUUAAGUAGAUCUGUUAGUAAUAAUAUUUUAAUCUUUAUCAUUUCCUUGAUGCUUGAAGCCCAGCUUGUUGGAAAAUAUUUGUUGAUUUUGUUUUUAUUACUAAUUGUUUUUUUUCUUAGAAAAUAAAACUAAAUAGAAACCGAACAUGAAUAGGCAGACAUUAUCAAACAACACUAACAAUUUUACCAUUGACAAUAUGAUGAUAUGAUUAGAAGAUCCGAUGUACUAUGAGUGUGGUUGAGUAAAAUCAUUUUUGAACAAAAAGAAUAAAAUAUCAAACCAUAAACAGGCUAUACCAAAAUCGCGCAAUAUAUUUGAAACAAACUAGCCAUUAUAGUAGGGCUGCAAUACCAUACAUGUGUCCCAAUUACAACGUAGCUGGUACAGGAAUAAAAUAGUCAACCGCAACGUACAGUUUACUAAUGACGAUUAGGUUUGUCUUUUAACCAGCUAUAUGAAAAAUAAAACUUAUUAACAAUGUACAUGAAAGAAACAAUAAAUAAUUCUGUUGCGUACGCAGUGUUUAGAAAGCCACACAAGUUAUUUUAUGUCAUGCUGUAUUAUUGCAUCUCUCACUGAAUGCUUAAAGUACGCAAACAAUCUGAUGAGAACGGUCGAAAUUUUUUGAAAAUGCUGUAAAAUUAUAAAAGAAAAAACAGUUUAGUUAACUACUGUGUAGUGGACAUAUAUCGCAGAAUUGACCUUUUCUUGGCAAGAAGUUGCUGAAUUCAUCAAAUUGGCUCUAGAUAUGUCCGCUAUUCAACCGAUCCUUUGGCGUAUGUGAAGGAAACGUGAACAGGUCAAACUGAGAUAAUUAUUAGUAGAUAAGAUGACACGGAAAUCUAGUUAAUAAAUGUUUAAAUUAUCCUA